AGCCACCCGUCCAAAGAAGUUCUCUUGUUUUCCCUCCGGGGGGGAAAGCUCCUCCAAGUCUCCUCCUUUAUCUCUCUCUCUCUGCAAUCUUUUCCCUGAAAAGGGAUGAGCCGCCCAGCCUCCUCUCUCUUGGUCCCUCCCUUUUUCCUACCCAGUUCUCAAAAAAAAAAAAAGCCCUUUUUCUCAGAUGCAUCAGAGAGACGAACUGGGGCAAAGGGACCAGUCUCUUCACUGCCUUCCAAGAGUUUGCGCUCAACUUCUGGGAACUUAGACUGGAAAUGGAGCCGGCACCUAACGACCGAGACUGACCCCACCGCGCCGCGCGAUGGCCGCCGCGAGACCACCGGCUGCCGCCUCGCACCCAGGAGGACCCCUCAGCGAGUCUCCUUCCCCAGGACCACGCUGAGCGCCGGCGCGAUGGCAAACUCCACCGAGAAUCGCACCCUUGGCUCCUGCUUCCGGAGCGCCAAUGGCACGGAGGCGUACCGCGGCGACGCAGCCGCCUCGCCGUGGUUUUCCACCGUCUUCGGCCUCAUCGGACUCUCCUCUAACCUCUUCGCUUUCUGCGUGUUGGUCAACUCCUCCCGGAAGAUGCACAGCCGCUCGCGCUCGUCUUUCCUGGUCUUCCUCUGCGGGCUGGUGGCCACCGACUUCAUGGGUCUUCUUCUGACCUUCUCCAUCGUGGUCCCGUACCACUUCACCCGCUUCGACUGGAGGCUGGUGGAUCCCGGAUGCCACCUCUGCAACUUCAUGGGCCUUGUGAUGGUCUUCUUUGGACUGUGCCCCUUGCUCCUCGGUGCCACCAUGGCCGGAGAACGCUUCCUGGGCAUCAACCGGCCCUUCUCCCGCUCCACCAAGAUGACCAAACGGCGGGCAUGGACGUUGGUGGGGCUGGUAUGGGCUGGGGGCUUUGUCCUCGGCCUUCUGCCCGUCUUCGGCCUGGGCGACUACACCUUGCAGUACCCAAACUCCUGGUGCUUUCUGACGCUGCUCCACGACCCCAGGAACGUGGUCUUCUGCCUGAUCUUCGCUCUUCUCGGCCUCUUCUGUGUGGGCCUCUCCUUCUUGCUCAACACGGUCAGCGUGGUCACUCUCUGCCGCGUCUACCACGACUCCGAGUCGGUCCAGCGGCGGCGAGACAGCGAGGUGGAGAUGAUGGUGCAACUACUAGGCAUCAUGGUCAUCGCCAGCGUCUGCUGGCUCCCCCUGCUGAUCCUCAUCGCACAGACGGCUCUCCAAGCUCCCCGAGGCGACUUGCCCCUCAACCAGAUCCCCCGGGACACCGAAAUCCAGCUCCUCAUCUAUCUUCGAGUCGCAACCUGGAACCAGAUCCUGGAUCCCUGGGUCUACAUCCUCUUCCGGCGGGCAGUACUGCGAAGGAUCUACCCCAGUUUCAAAGCCCGGCCCUCCAUCGUCUCGCUGUACCCAGUGCUCAACCCGUCCUUGAGGAGGAAAUUCACCCAGGAAUCUGUGCUCCAGUAGGACAGGGGGUCUGCGACGGCGGGAGGGGAAAGUGGUACUGCCCCUCCCUGGUCACGGCGAAGCCCCUCUGCACCCACAUCUCGGAAGCAUCUCAGCUCCGAUGUGCGCCGCUCCGUGCUAUAAACAGGGCGGCGAAGGCGCUCUCAAUUUUCCGCCGCCCGUGCCAACUGCGCCCAGGUCUGUGCCCCUUCACAGGGCUGAGUCCCCAACCCCAAACCGGUGACCCCCUAACCUAGCAUGAGCUGCGAUUCCUUUAUUUCCUGGGGUUCGGCUAAACGUCUCUCAGGGUUCCCAAGUUUGUGAGUCGGUUCUGAAUGGUCGAAGGAGCCGGGUAUGUUUUCGCCUCCUCCGGCGAUGUUAAUCCCGGCUAGAAUGUAGGCUAAGGUGACCAGAUUUUUUUCAAUGAAUUCGGGGACGCUUUUCAACUUCCCAAUAAACAGAUGGAUUUUGUCAGGGGACUGAUCUGUAAAUCAGGGAAACAGGGACGUCUGGUGACCUUAAUGUAUGUGCGUAAAAGGUAGAGGCACCCCUGACCAUUAGGUCCAGUCGUGGCCGACUCUGGGGUUGCGGCGCUCAUCUCGCUUUACUGGCCGAGGGAGCCGGCAUACAGCUUCCGGGUCAUGUGGCCAGCAGGACUGAGCUGCUUCUGGCGAACCAGAGCAGCGCACGGAAACGCCGUUUACCUUCCCACCAGAGUGAGACCUAUUUAUCUACUUGCACUCUGACGUGCUUUCGAACUGCUAGGUUGCAGGAGCAGGGACCGAGCAAUGGGAGCUCACCCCGUCAUUGCGGGGAUUCGAACCGCCGACCUUCUGAUCGGCAAGUCCUAGGCUCUGCGGUUUAGCCCACAGCACCACCCGCAUCCCAUUAAAACUUUUGAUAAUAAACCUAAUUUGGAAUGGGGAGGUUGAAUCAUUUCGAUCGCAGUGGGAAGUAGAAUUCACCGGCUCUUCCUCCCGUUGGCUCUGGCGCCCCCUGCUGUUGACCUCCCACAUUGCACCCUCUGGGUCCCAGGGUGGCGAUAGACACAUACAUGCAUGCCCUCUCUGCCUCAUCCUGCGCCCCCCCUUGACAUCUGAUCCUGAGCCCCAAAGUUCUUCUCCCUAUGUUUUGUUGGUGGCAACAAAAAUAUAGCAUGUUUAAAAACGGGCGUGUUGAGCCUGAACGCUCACUUAGGGACAGGACGACUGGACGGUGCGGUUAUCUUUCCAACAGACAUUGUGGGUGGCGAAUGGACGCUCUGUAUCCUGCACCCGUAAUUGGGGGUCCCUGGAUCGCCGUGGGAAGAGGGAGCGACACAACUGCAUGGAUUUGUGCACGCGUAAUUGUUGCCGUAAUAAAGCCUGUGGCAUCUCCUGCC
This is a messenger RNA of Podarcis raffonei (Aeolian wall lizard), 2842 nucleotides long. It is a transcript of the gene TBXA2R, whose product is annotated as thromboxane A2 receptor. Gene Ontology annotation, molecular function: thromboxane A2 receptor activity. NCBI's taxonomy places the organism in Eukaryota, Metazoa, Chordata, Lepidosauria, Squamata, Lacertidae. Gene Ontology annotation, cellular component: plasma membrane. The transcript is spliced from 3 exons. The record is from RefSeq and is a predicted model, not a curated record. Bases 106 to 1482 code for a protein of 458 amino acids. Gene Ontology annotation, biological process: adenylate cyclase-activating G protein-coupled receptor signaling pathway; positive regulation of vasoconstriction; inflammatory response.